This is a messenger RNA of Rubroshorea leprosula, 773 nucleotides long. The record is from the annotation of a GenBank genome assembly. NCBI's taxonomy places the organism in Eukaryota, Viridiplantae, Streptophyta, Magnoliopsida, Malvales, Dipterocarpaceae.
AUACAUAUAAACUCUCUGAUAUCAAAUUACUUGAGCCACUCUCUCUUUGUACAGAAAAUUCAUUGCUUCACUACUUUUCCUUCCACACAAACUCCUCUGUCUCUUCCAUUAUUUGAUUGUCUCAAAUUAGUGAAUGGAGUCAGAACCAGAAAAGCCUCUUAAAUCCCCAACUAAACCUGAAAUCAUUGCGGUUGGGUGCAAAACCCCUCCACAAGAUCAACAAAUCGAUCACAACAGUCAAGAUUCCGGCAAUGAUUUGCGAAAAACUUGCACCCCUGAUCGUCUUAAAGUCCCUAAGGCGUUUAAGUUCCCAGAAAGAUACAGAAGCCCCACUGAUUCUAUGAUGUCACCCGUCACGAGAGGUCUCCUAGCAAGAAAUAGGAAAGGUGGCGGUGUUGUACUGCUUCCACCUAGUCUGAAUCAGCCCAAGAUUCAGGAUUUGCUUGUUCAGGAGGCGAGUCUGUUUCAAAAUUGAAGAACUUGGUAUUUCAGGAUGAUGAAGAUAAAUCAGAUAGAUUCUUUAACCUGUUGAAUUUGUCUGAAGUGGUCUUAUUUCAUGAACUUUAUUUUGUUUGAGACUUCUUCUUCUUUUCUUUUCUUUUUUUCUUUUUUUUUUUUUUCUGCUUCAAUUAUGACAAAGGGGCUCAUGUUAUUUGUCAGGCUUUUGUAAUGCAAUAUCAGUUUUUGGUUUUUAUAAGGACAUGCUUUUGGUCACCAUGUUCAGAAACAGGAAUGCUACCAUGUAUAAUUUGAAAUGAAAACAUUAUGUCAAA